AUGGGAGAAGCAGUAAAAGUCGCUGUCCGCGUCAGGCCUUUUAACUCUCGAGAAAAGGCAGAAGGCGCCGAACUUUGUGUCAGCAUGGACCGAAAUUCCACCAAAGUCUGGAGCCGCGAAACAAACUACGAAAAAGAAUUUAACUUCGAUUACAGUUAUUGGUCACACGAUGGGUUCAUAGAAGACCCUACCACAGGGGUUCUUAAAAAAGACCGUCCAGGCUCUAAAUAUGCUGACCAACAAAUGGUCUUUAAUGAUGUUGGUGUCGAUAUCCUGAACAAUGCUUGGGAAGGUUACCAUGUAUGUCUUUUUGCAUAUGGACAAACAGGCUCAGGCAAAAGUUAUAGUAUUGUGGGGUAUGGACCGAAUAAAGGAGUCAUUCCGAUUGCAUGUGAAGAAAUUUUUAACAGAAUAAAAAACUCAGGGAACCCAUUGGUGAAAUAUGACGUGAAAGUUAGUAUGCUAGAAAUCUAUAACGAACAAGUGCAAGACCUGUUGCAGCCGCCUGAAAGAAGAGUCAAAGGAGGGUUAAAGGUAAGAGAGCAUCCUAAGACUGGUGUUUUUGUUGAAGGACUGGUACAGCAAACAGUGUCGUCUUAUGAAGAAAUCAGCCAGGUGCUAGAUGAUGGAAAUAAACAUAGAACUGUUGCAGCUACUCAAAUGAAUGCAACUAGCUCAAGAGCACAUACUGUCCUUACUAUUUCCUUUACACAGAUUUUCCAUGAAGAAGGCACCGGAAAACCUCUAACAAGAAAACAAAGUGAUAUUAACUUGGUCGACUUAGCAGGCUCUGAAAGAGCUAGCAAAACAGGUGCAACUGGAGAUAGACUUCAAGAAGGAAGCAGCAUCAAUCAAUCUUUAUCAUGCUUAGGAAAAGUCAUCACUGCUCUAGCAAAAAAAUCAGCUGGUGGUGCAGCCAAAGGUGAAGUGAUUCCAUACAGAGAAAGCAAAUUAACCAGAAUCUUGCAAAACGCAUUAGGAGGUAACAGUAAAACUACUAUGAUAGCUGCCAUAUCUCCUGCCACUUUCAAUUUUGAAGAAACUUUAAGCACACUUAGGUACGCAGAUCAAGUAAAAGCUAUCAAAAAUAAAGCUGUCGUCAACGAAACCCCACAGGAAAAGCUGAUUAGAGAGCUUAAAGAAGAAAACGAAAAACUUAAAGCCUUAUUAGAAGGAAGAGGGGGCUCAGUAGGUGGAUCAGGCGGAGGAAUGUCAGACGAACAGAGAAUGGAAUUUGAAGCCCAAAUUGAGCAGCUGAGGAGAGAAAAAGAAGAAGCAGAAAAAACAGCCUAUCAAAGAGCUCAAGAAGAAAGCAGUAGAAUUGAAAGGCAGCCAACUGUUCAUAAAAAAGAAAUCACUGGACCACAUAUUACAAACUUGAAUGAAGAUCCACAAUUAAGCGGGCAAAUACAGCAUGAGUUUAUGGAGGGGCAAUCAAAGCUGGGUAGAUCUCAAGACAACAAUAUUAUAUUGAAUGGGCUAGGAAUCGCCCCAGAGCACUGUGCAGUGCAAAGAAGUGGGGCAAGGCAUGUGCUUAUACCUUCUUCUGAUGCGAAAAACAAAACGAUGGUCAAUGGACAAAUCCUUACUGCACCCUAUGAGCUAAAUCAUUUAGACAGGAUAAAAUUCGGAAACUAUUUGUUUUUCUUAUUUGUAGACCCAUCUCAACCUGCAAACCCUGAACUCACCUGGGAAUUUGCCAUAAAAGAAGCAAAUGAAGCUGAAAUGCAAGCCUUGGUCAGCGAGCAAGAAAAAGAAAUGCGCAGAAAGCAAGAAGAAAUUGAGCAAAAGCUCAAAAUAGAAUGGGAAGCCAAGCAGAGAGAAAUGGAAGAAGAAAAAAGGAAGCUUGAAGCCAUGCUAAACCAAAAAUCAAAGCAAGAUGAAGAAACUAGGAUGCUUCUCGAAGAAAAAGAAAGGGCUUUGAUUUCAAAGCAACGAGAAAUGGAAGAAGAGCUACGGAAAAGAGAACAAGAUUUAAGAGAUAAAGAAAAAGAAAGGCAGCAAAGGACAAAGAUGGAUACAAUGAUAAGCAAUGCUUUGCAGAUGUCAAAUGAAGUCAAUGAGAGAGCAGCAAUGCUAGGAAAACCGCUGAGGGUUAAGCCAGAGUUUACUAGGACUCCUGGGAGGGAUGGGACUAUUGGGAAAGGAAUGGAAAACGUAAGAGUGAGGAUGAGGGUUAUGACUCCUGGACUUGGUGAUAUUAGGCUUUAUUGGCCGAUUGAAAAACUAGAAGAAAGGCUUCCAGACAUGGCGGAUAUGUGUCAGCAGUAUUUCGAAGGGACACCUCUAGAAAAUAUUGAUAUGAAUUAUGACCCAUUCUGGGUUGUGCCUGAGGAGGUCCCUUCCAUGAUGGAUGAAGGCGGCUACAUUGGCCAAGUCAACUUGAUAACUGAAACUUUGUUUUACUUACUCGACAUUACAGAAGAGCCACACCCUAUAUAUAGUCCAAGUGGCCAGCAAAUAGGAAACCUUGUUGCAGGAGUCACUCCAUCGCUUGUUGAUGAAGACAUAGAAGAGGCAGGAUAUGAAGACAUGCUUCAAAUAGAAGGAAAACCAUUAGACCUUACUAUGAGCAUUAAUAGAAUUGUAGAUCUUCCCAAUGAGUUUGCUCAAGAUGUGUAUUGCUCGUAUAUAAUCCCACAAGCUGGGAGAGAUACUUUUACAACACAAAAAGUAAACGGAAGCAAUGCGACUUUUGGCUACACUAAAAAGCAUCAGUUUUUAGUUACAAGAUACAGUGCGGGAGAGUUUGAAAAAGGGCAAAUAACGAUAAAUAUUUUUGGAAGCAAGCCACUAAGCUUAAGAAGUAACGAAAUCGAGACUGCACGAAGAAUUUUCAGCGCAGGAACCGUGGCAGGACAGUCAGGCAAACGAUAUCAAGAAGAGUCAAAAUCUCCUCUACCAAACAUACGUGAAGAAGAGCCUAAAGCUUCAGCUAAAAACAUGGAAAAAGCAGCCCAACAAGAUAAAAUUAUUCAGCCAGCGAAGAAAUCUGAAGAAGUAAAAGUCCCAGCUAAAAAUGCUGCUCCUGCACAAAAAACAGCAUUGGUUACACCAGAUAAGAAUUCAAGCGACUUCGAUUUUCGAUCUCACCCAUCAUCAGAAGCACUAAUUGGCUCAGCCAAGGUAAAGCCUGCUACUCCUUUAGAAUCUACACCAGGGUCUGUUGCUGUAAUACAAGAAGCAAGAAUCGUUGACGAAAGAGAUGAAAAGAUCAAAAAAAUGGAAGAAGAGCUUAAAAAAGCAAAAGAAAAUCAAAAAUCAGACAAAUCAGGGUGUUGUGCGAUAAUUUAA
Messenger RNA from Blepharisma stoltei, 3294 nucleotides. The record is from the annotation of a GenBank genome assembly. Lineage: Eukaryota; Ciliophora; Heterotrichea; Heterotrichida; Blepharismidae.